CAACUGGAACAGUCUCUCCAGCGAAGACAGGAAGAAGCGGGAAAGGAGCAUGAUCAAAUUGGGGCUUCCUAUCCCGGGUAAAGAUUUCGAACUGCCUGUUCGGGAUUGUGAACCUCCUAUUACAGAGCCUGAGCCUGAGCCCGAGCCCGAGCCAGAGCCAGCUCCCAUGUCUAGUUCAUCUUCUGGGUCUUGGGAUAUGCCAGUGGUGAGCGAUGAUAGAUUGACUGAGGCUCCUCCUCCUCCAGAGGCUGAACCUGAGGCUGAAACAGAGCCCGUCCAUAUGUCGAAUUCAUCUUUUGGGUCUUGGGAUACGCCAGUUUCAAGACAUGCUAGAUGGGGCUGA
Molecule: messenger RNA, 343 nt
Organism: Aspergillus piperis CBS 112811
Lineage: Eukaryota; Fungi; Ascomycota; Eurotiomycetes; Eurotiales; Aspergillaceae
Exons: 1
Source: RefSeq, a predicted model, not a curated record